AUGCAUGUCCUGUCGACAGCCGUCUUGCUUGGCUCGGUUGCCGUCCAAAAGGUUCUGGGAAGACCUGGAUCCAGUGGCACUUCCGACAUCACAAAACGAGCCGUUACUGACUUCAUCAACACGGAAACCCCCAUUGCCCUGAACAACCUGAUUUGCAAUGUUGGUCCUGAUGGAUGCCGUGCUUAUGGCACAUCGAUUGGCGCUGUAGUUGCGUCGCCAAGCACAACUGACCCAGACUACUUCUACAUGUGGACUCGAGAUAGUGCCCUCGUCUUCAAGACUCUUGUUGACCGGUUCACCCAGAACUACGAUGCUGGCCUGCAGCGCCGUAUCCAGCAGUACAUCGCUGCUCAGGUCACUCUUCAGGGCAUCUCAAACCCAUCUGGUUCCCUCUCAGACGGCUCUGGCCUUGGCGAACCCAAGUUCGAGCUGACCCUGAGCCAGUUCACUGGCAACUGGGGCCGCCCGCAGCGUGAUGGUCCAGCUCUUCGAGCCAUUGCCUUGAUUGGCUAUUCAAAGUGGCUCAUUGCCAACAACUACCAGUCGACAGUGUCGAACAUCAUUUGGCCCAUUGUGCGAAAUGAUCUCAACUACGUUGCUCAGUACUGGAACCAAACCGGAUUUGAUCUGUGGGAGGAAGUCAAUGGAAGCUCAUUCUUUACUGUAGCUAACCAGCACCGAGCACUUGUUGAGGGUGCCACACUUGCCGCUACCCUUGGCCAGUCGGGAAGCAGCUAUUCCACUGUUGCCCCCCAGAUCCUCUGCUUCCUCCAGAAGUUCUGGUCGUCAUCUGGAUACAUUAUUUCCAACAUCAACAGCAAUGAUGGUAGAUCUGGAAAGGAUUCCAACUCCAUUCUCGCCUCUAUUUCCACAUUCGAUCCCAGCAUUGGUUGCGAUGCCGCCACCUUCCAACCCUGCAGUGACAAGGCUCUUUCAAACCUGAAGGUCUAUGUCGACUCUUUCCGCUCCAUCUAUGGUGUUAAUUCGGGCAUCCCUGCCGGCACUGCUGUUGCCGUUGGCAGAUACCCAGAAGACGUCUACUUCAACGGAAACCCAUGGUACCUUUCUACCUUUGCUGUUGCUGAGCAGUUGUACGACGCCCUGUAUGUCUGGAAGAAGACUGGUUCCAUCACCGUUACUUCCACCUCUCUGGCUUUCUUCCAAGAGCUCGUCCCCAGCGUGACAGCUGGAACCUACUCCAGCAGCUCAUCUACCUUUACCAGCAUCAUCAACGCCGUCUCCACCUAUGCUGAUGGAUUCGUCAGCGAGGCGGCCAAGUACGUGCCCUCCGAUGGUUCUCUCUCCGAGCAGUUCGACAAGAACACCGGCACUCCUCUCUCCGCCGUUCACCUGACCUGGUCGUACGCCUCUUUCCUGACUGCCGCCGCCCGUCGCGCUGGCGUUGUCCCCCCCUCAUGGGUCAGCAGCGGCGGCAACACCGUUCCCUCGACCUGCUCCGGCACCACGGUGGCAGGAUCCUACUCAAGUCCCACAGCCACGUCAUUCCCUCCGUCACAGACUCCCAAGACUGCGACUUCUGGCACUACCUUUACACCCAUUGCAUGCGCUACCCCAACUUCCGUGGCUGUGACCUUCCACGAGCUUGCUACCACCGUCCCUGGCCAGACAAUCAAGGUCGUUGGUAACGUCCAGGGCCUGGGCAACUGGAACACCAGCGCCGCCGUUGCUCUGAAUGCCGUCAACUAUGCUACCAACCACCCUCUGUGGAUUGGCCCUGUCAACCUCCAGGCCGGAGCCGUCGUCCAAUACAAGUACAUCAACGUUGGCUCAGACGGCUCCGUGACCUGGGAGGCCGACCCCAACCACACCUACACUGUCCCUGCAGUGGCCUGUGUCACCGCAGUUGUUAAGGAGGAUACCUGGCAAUCAUAA
This is a messenger RNA of Trichoderma asperellum CBS 433.97, 1893 nucleotides long. RefSeq names its product glycoside hydrolase 15 protein (gene GLA1). Gene Ontology annotation, molecular function: starch binding; glucan 1,4-alpha-glucosidase activity. The record is from RefSeq and is a predicted model, not a curated record. NCBI's taxonomy places the organism in Eukaryota, Fungi, Ascomycota, Sordariomycetes, Hypocreales, Hypocreaceae. Gene Ontology annotation, biological process: polysaccharide catabolic process. Gene Ontology annotation, cellular component: fungal-type vacuole.